AAAGUCGGAGCCGAAGCAAGAGUCCUCACAAUGGCAGAAGUCGGGGCCAGAGCAAGAGUGCCCCCCGUAGAGGAAGUCGGAGUCGAAGCAAGAGUCCCCGCCACAGCAGAAGUCAUGGUCGGAGCAAGAGUCCCCGCCAUAGCAGGAAAUGAGAGCCAGAGCUAGAGUUCUGACCAAACCAAAAAUCCAGGCCAGAGCAAAAGUCACAGACAGUAACAAGACUGCCAGCCACAGUGGGUGUUCCAGCUGUGGCAACCAGGGCCAACUUGUGGACUUCUCAGCUGAAGUCUUCGUUUUCCUUUUAAUCUACUUUUAUGCUCUUUAAGCCUGACUCAUGUUCCUCUCUGCUACCCCCAUAGCAGUCAUGCUAGAAGUCUCCAUUUUGGUUCACACCUCAAGGUUUCUGUGUGCUCUCCUUAUCCCACCUUCCUGGGGUCUGGGAACUCUCCCCAAAUAACCCUCAACCCUGUGAUUCUGAGCAUUAUGGUGUCAGUCUCUGCAUGACCGUAGGCUGCCACAGAGCCGAAAUUUCCUGCCACUCGACUGGCUCUGCAGAAUUUUGACAUGACCUACAGUGUGCAGUUUGGGGAUCUUUGGCCAUCAAUCCGGGUCAGUCUCCUCUCAGAGCAGAAGUAUGGUGCAUUGGUCAAUAACUUUGCUGCCUGGGAUCAUGUGAGUGCUGAGCUGGCACAGCUGAGUGCCAGGGACUUUGUGAAUGAAGCCAUCUGCCACAGGGAACGGGAGCCAGAAAGUGGCCAGACUGCAGCUCCCUCCCCAGCCUCCUCGGCCUACAGUCCGCACAGUCCCAAUCUUCGAUGCUUCACUUUCCCCAGAGGGGAUGUCAGCCGUUUCCCUCCUGCCAGGCUUGGCAGCCUGGGUGUCAUGGACUACUACCUGAUGGAUGCUGCCUCCUUGUUGCCUGUCCUGGCCCUCGGCCUGCAGCCUGGUGACACUGUGCUUGACCUAUGUGCAGCCCCUGGGGGAAAGACACUAGCAUUGCUUCAGACUGGCUGUUGUCGCAAUCUCGCUGCCAAUGAUCUCUCCACUUCCCGAACAGGCAGACUGCAGAAGGUCCUUCACAGCUAUGUACCUCAAGAUAUCAGGGAUAGGAAUCGAGUUCGAGUCACCUCAUGGGAUGGCAGGAAGUGGGGAGAACUGGAGGGGGACACCUAUGACCGGGUGCUGGUGGACGUGCCCUGUACCACAGACCGCCACUCCCUUCAUGAGGAGGAGAACAACAUCUUUCAGCGGUCGAGGAAGAAAGAACGGCAGAUGUUGCCUAUGCUGCAGGUGCAGCUUCUCGCGGCUGGACUCCUUGCUACCAAACCAGGAGGCCAUGUUGUCUAUUCUACCUGCUCACUCUCACACUUACAGAACGAGUAUGUGGUACAAGGCACCAUCGAGCUCCUGGCCAAUCAAUACAGCAUCGAGGUUCAGGUGGAAGACACGACUCACUUCCGAAAGAUUUUCAUGGACACAUUCUCUUUCUUCCCAUCCUGCCAGGUUGGAGAGCUGGUAAUCCCAAACCUCAUGGCCAAUUUUGGGCCUAUGUACUUUUGCAAAAUGUGUAGGCUGACCUAGCCUCACUCUGUUCCUGAAGCUCUGGUGUAGGAGGACACAGGGUGUACUCCCAUGGAGGCACCAGAAACCGAGACAAGUGGCAAAGAUGCACUCUGGGUCCUAUCUCCAUCCAGUUCAAGUCCUUCUGUAGACAGUUUUCAGCAGUAGAAAGUAGGAGUUUUUCUGUCCUGCUGUCCAAUUGUGGAGCAUCAGCAGGUUUCUAUCUUAUUACACCCCACCCCCAUCCCCCAUCACCAAGCCUGUGCUAAAGUGUCGUGCUCCAUUGGGGGCUUAGAAGGAAGAGCCAGUGAGCUGGCCCACACUUUAAGCUGUAAACUUGGGAAGAAGCAUUUAGCCAAUAAAAUUGUUGAAGCUCUAUAGAGCUGGGGCUGAAGUUGGGGGCCUCAUGUCAGUCCAAGUACUGUUAGUUUCCUUUGUACCAGCUGCUGCUACUGAGCACUAGCUCCCUGGUGCCCAAAGCCCAGGACCUCAGCCUGGUUACAGGCCUCUGAUUACAGAGCCCCUCUCACACUUGAGGCGAGUUCUUCUUGGUC
This is a messenger RNA of Ceratotherium simum simum (southern white rhinoceros), 2114 nucleotides long. NCBI's taxonomy places the organism in Eukaryota, Metazoa, Chordata, Mammalia, Perissodactyla, Rhinocerotidae. The record is from RefSeq and is a predicted model, not a curated record.